Molecule: messenger RNA, 1133 nt
Organism: Musa acuminata AAA Group (dessert banana)
Lineage: Eukaryota; Viridiplantae; Streptophyta; Magnoliopsida; Zingiberales; Musaceae
Product: cation/H(+) antiporter 15-like
Exons: 2
Coding region: 1-1107 (368 amino acids)
Biological process (GO): regulation of pH
Cellular component (GO): endomembrane system
Source: RefSeq, a predicted model, not a curated record
AUGUCGCAGUUGCUGUUGCCUCAGGCCUAUGUGGCGGCCAUACUUUCUUGCAUGACUAUGACGGUGAUUAGCUCGACGCUGGUGGCCAUCUUCUACGAUCCCCUGAACGCCAGGCAUGUGAUGGGGUGUCGAACGGUGCAGCACCUGGAGCCGCAGGCCGAGUUCCGCCUGGUGGCAUCGCUGCUUGACGAGGAGCCUGUGGCGCUCUUGCUCGACCUCGUGGAGGCGUCGCGCGGCGACGAGCAGAGCCCGAUGUGCGUCUACGUCCUUCACCUGACGGAGAUCAUGGGACGGGCGAGCUCCAGCCUCAUCGCUCACAAGAACAAGAAGGGCAGCAUCGACGCGCGGCAGAUGGACCGCCUCCACAGCGUCUUCAUCAACUACGAGCAACUGAAGGAGGGGAUGGUCGUCGUCCAGCCGUUCACUGCGAUCUCUCCCUACAAGACCAUGCACCACGACAUCUGCUCGCUCGUCAUCGAGAAGAACGUCCACCUCGUCAUCGUCCCAUUUCCGAGGAAGGAGACUGGGGCCAACGUUGAGGUCCAUCGGGCGGCUCGUAGCAUCAUCCCCAAUGUACUGUCUCAGGCUCCCUGCUCGGUCGGUAUCCUCGUCCACCACCCGAUCACCGGCUUCGGGCAAACCGUGCCGCGGCAGUACCGAUACCACAUCAAGAUCCUGUUCUGGGGUGGCGCCGAUGACCGGGAAGCACUGUCUUUUGGCGCGCGCAUGGCGCGGCAUGUAGCCGUCACCACCGUAGUCCUCCGCUUCCUCCCGGCCGUCGAUCGCGAGAUGGACGAGGACUUUCUCCAGGAUGAAGAUCUCUUCAACGAGUUCAAGACCGAGCACGCGGGGAACAAGCGCGUGGCGGUGGAGGAGGUGGCGGUGAGCGACGUCGAGGAGGCAGUCGCGGUCAUCAAGUACUUCGAGAAGGACUACGACCUCGUGAUCGUGGGCCGGCGGCAGGCCUGGAACUCGUUGCUCAGCGAAGGAAUGGAUGACUGGAGCGAGUCACCGGAGCUGGGAGUGGUGGGGGACAUCUUGGCCUCGUCGGAGUUUGCCAACACCUCGUUUUCAGUUCUUGUAGUCCAGCAAUAUGUACACAAAUAAUGGGUGAUUUUUCCCAAUAUAAUCCU